AUGUCACUGGUGCACUGGGCAGGUGCUGCGAGUCUAGCUGGUGGUACGAGCCACCUGGCAUUCUUCAUCCGGGGCGAAUGGGAUGGAGCUAGCUCGACCUUAGCAGCCUACUACAUGGCAACAGAGGCCCUUGUGCUGGUGAUCAUAUCCAGACAGCUGGAGCUUGGGACCUGGGACAUACUUUCUCGUUUCUUUGCCUUGAACUUCGGUUAUUUUCUCGGGCUCUUCAGCAGCAUACUUAUCUACCGUGCAUUCUUCCAUCCGCUGCGCAGCUUCCCAGGUCCGCCACUGGCGAAGCUGAGUACUUUAUGGUCCAUUAAGGAGACGGUUCCCGACUUCAGAUUCCAUGUUACGGUUGACGAGGCGCAUCGGAGUUAUGGGGAUUUUGUACGCAUCCGCCCGCGUGAGAUAUCUAUCAACAAUGUUGAUGCUAUACGUGACAUUCAUGGCACGGGCUCUGUUUGUACUAAGGGCCCUUGGUAUGAUGGUUCACUUCCCGCGCAGUCGCUCCAUUCGACUCGUGAUAAGGUAUGGCACGCUCAACGGAGGAAGGUAUGGGAUCGGGGCUUCACCACCACGGCUCUUGGUCACUACCACCCUCGAAUCCGCGAGCAUUGUCAUGAUCUUGUUACACAGAUGUCUAAGCGAGUCGGAACCCCUGUCAACGUUUCGCUAUGGAUGACCUACUUUGGAUUCGAUGUUAUUAGUGAUCUCACGUUUGGAAAAUCAUUCGACAUGCUGAAGUAUGGCACAAGCGCCCCCAUCUUGGACCUAUAUAUCAAGUCUUUACCCAGACCUGCCAUCAGGCGCUGUGUACCCUGGUUAUUCGGACUUGUUCCUAGGCCACCUAGAACUGGCAGGAGUCGGAAUCGAAUGGGGUCUUCUGAAUGGUUUUCCACCCUCCUCCAGGGCAGGAGAGAAAUGGAUCAAUCACGAGUCGACCUUUUUACAUACAUCUUCAGCGACGGCGUCGAAGGUGCAAACAUCGUUCAGCUCCCGGAAGCCGACUUCCUUCGUGACACUCAGUUGGCCAUAAUCGCAGGCAGUGACACAACUUCCACCACCCUAGCCGCCGUGCUAUACCUUUUAGCCAAGAACCGGGACCAACAAAGGCUUCUACAAGAAGAACUUGAUUCUCUGGCCGAACAAUCUCGCGGGGAGGAAUUGUCUCAUAAGAUGCUUUUAGAAGCACAGUUCCUGAACAGCUGCAUCAAUGAGGCUCUGCGUCUCUAUCCAGUCAUUCCAGGUGGAGCAAAUCUCGCGGGCAGAUACAUACCAGGGGAUACGAUCGUCUCAACUCCAACUUAUUCAUUGCAUAGGGACACUCGCUACUUUCCCAAACCAUCAUCCUUCAUACCAUCCCGCUGGUCCUCAUCACCCGAGCUCGUCACUUGCAAAGGCGCCUUCUACCCGUUCCUAACCGGUCCGUACUCCUGUGCUGGCAGGAACCUCGCCUACCUCGAGAUCCGCAUGGUCCUCUGCUCUCUACUCUCGGAAUUCUCACUUCGGUUUCCGGACGGCACCCCUUACGAGGACAUGGCUACCUUGUUUGAUGCUAAGGGUGGGUUUCGGGAUUACUUCACAGCCCAUGCACCGGACCUCAAUUUGGUCUUUGAACCACGGCAAUAA
This is a messenger RNA of Aspergillus puulaauensis, 1629 nucleotides long. Its product is annotated as cytochrome P450. The transcript has 5 exons. The coding region runs from base 1 to 1629 and encodes 542 amino acids. The record is from RefSeq and is a predicted model, not a curated record. NCBI's taxonomy places the organism in Eukaryota, Fungi, Ascomycota, Eurotiomycetes, Eurotiales, Aspergillaceae. Gene Ontology annotation, molecular function: oxidoreductase activity, acting on paired donors, with incorporation or reduction of molecular oxygen; iron ion binding; monooxygenase activity.